UAUCGUGCCGGCGCCGCGUGAGCCGUAGAUGUUCACUUCAACAUGACUCGGGAAUGUCGUUCUAGCCACAUACAGCUUCGGACUCGUGUCGGCCACCUUACCGUCGAUAGGAACAGGACAACAUGCUACCUCGAUGAACCCUGUGGGCUUCGCGCGCAGCUCCACCGGCAUGUUCGCAACGCGUGUCAUGCGAGCAGCCUUCACAACUGCCGCCCGAACCUUCGCCCCCGCGUCACGUCCAACCCAGUUCACCUCGUUCCAGACAUCGCGCGGACCACUCAGCCGGAAUAUUCACCCUUCUCCUUCCCAAUGGCGAUCCACCUUUCGUCUGGCACAGCAGCGCACCUACGCCUCGUAUAACUACCGACGCUUCGGUGGCAGCCGUGCCGCCGGUAGUCUACUUCGCAGAUGGGCAGCACGUCCCACCUUCUACUACGAAGUCGGCGGAAUCGGAGGUGUCUGCGGCGGCUACUACAUCUACAAUCUCGAGCGUGUCCCCGUCUCCGGACGCAGGCGAUUCAACAUCAUCUCCCCACAGUAUGAAGAGCAGGCAGGCCAGGCACAGUACGAACAGACACUGUCCCAGUUUGGCAAGAGCAUCCUUCCCCACUACACGAAGGAGCACCAGAUGGUGCAGCGCGUGCUGGAUCGUCUCGUGCCGCACUCAGGUCUGGAAAACGAAAAGUGGGAGGUCCAUGUUAUUGACGACGACAUGAAGAACGCCUUUGUCAUUCCAGGAGGGAAGGUGUUUGUCUUUCGUGGCAUUCUCGACAUCUGCCAAGGCGACGAUGGUUUGGCAGCCGUGCUCGGGCACGAGAUUGCGCACAAUGUCGCUCACCACAUGGCGGAGCGUUUGAGUGAAAUGUACAUUCUCGCGCCAGUCAGUUUGGCAAUUUCUGUCUUGGGCGGCAUCGACUAUCGCCUCAUUGACACCGUCGGCAAUCUUGCACUAUCCCUCCCGCAUUCCAGAAGACAGGAAGAAGAGGCGGAUUACAUCGGGUUGUUGAUGAUGGCGGAGAGCUGCUACGACCCGUCCGCUGCCGUGGGUUUGUGGACGCGCAUGGAGCAAGCCGAGCAAGGAUCUCCGCCGCAGUUCCUCAGUACUCAUCCCAGUAGCCACAAUCGGAUGGAAAAGAUUCGAUCAUGGCUACCCGAGGCGCAGCAGAAGAGCGAGACUAACGAUUGCCAUGUCACGAGUGGUUAUGGUUUGUACAAUCGGGUGCAGUCGUUGGGCCUUCCUUGAUGCUGACGGGCAGCUAGUCAACGACUUUCGGAGAACACUCAACAUUGGCGGCGGUGAGGCACG
Messenger RNA from Neohortaea acidophila, 1306 nucleotides. Its product is annotated as peptidase family M48-domain-containing protein. The record is from RefSeq and is a predicted model, not a curated record. Gene Ontology annotation, biological process: mitochondrial protein processing; protein quality control for misfolded or incompletely synthesized proteins. Gene Ontology annotation, molecular function: metalloendopeptidase activity. Lineage: Eukaryota; Fungi; Ascomycota; Dothideomycetes; Mycosphaerellales; Teratosphaeriaceae. Gene Ontology annotation, cellular component: mitochondrial inner membrane. The transcript is spliced from 2 exons. Bases 134 to 1243 code for a protein of 369 amino acids.